Odocoileus virginianus texanus is the source of this 783-nucleotide messenger RNA. Lineage: Eukaryota; Metazoa; Chordata; Mammalia; Artiodactyla; Cervidae. The record is from RefSeq and is a predicted model, not a curated record.
AUGUUUGGUCGGGGGGAGUGCUCUCAGAAAUGCUACUACAUUUUCAUCGUGGAGACCGUCUGCGUGGCCUGGUUUUCCCUCGAGUUCUGCCUGCGGUUUGUCCAGGCCCAGAACAAGUGCCAGUUCUUCCAAGGGCCCCUGAACAUCAUAGACAUCCUGGCCAUUUUCCCUUACUACGUGUCCCUCGCCGUGUCAGAUGAGCCCCAGGAGGAUGGCGAGCGGCCGGGAGGGAGCUCGUACCUGGAGAAGGUGGGGCUGGCGCUGCGCGUGCUGCGGGCCCUCCGCAUCCUCUACGUGAUGCGCCUGGCGCGCCACUCGCUGGGGCUGCAGACGCUGGGCCUCACGGUGCGCCGCUGCACGCGCGAGUUCGGCCUGCUUCUCCUCUUCCUGUGCGUGGCCAUCACCCUCUUCUCCCCUCUUGUUUACGUGGCUGAGAAUGAGUCUGGGCGGGUCCUGGAGUUCACUAGCAUCCCGGCCUCCUAUUGGUGGGCCGUCAUCUCCAUGACAACGGUGGGCUACGGAGACAUGGUACCCAGCAGCGUGCCGGGCCAGAUGGUGGCCCUCAGCAGCAUCCUGAGCGGCAUCCUCAUCAUGGCCUUCCCGGCCACGUCCAUCUUCCACACCUUCUCGCACUCCUACCUGGAGCUCAAGAAGGAGCAGGAGGAGCUGCAGGCCCGCCUCCGCCGCCUGCAGAACGCGGCCACGGCCGGUGAACACGAUCUCCUGAGGGACGUCAGUGACCUGAGCCUGGAGGGCCCUGCUUUGCCCAUCGCAUACAUUUAA